UGGCAGCAAGCUGCAGGUGCCCAAGAACUUGGCACUGCCCACUUCCAUCUUAAGGGGCACAUCUCCCUUCUAGGUGGCACAUUUCAGCCAAAGUCUAAAAUAACUUCAUUAUCAAGAUGUCUGAUGAUUUUGACUGGUUACAGAGCAGCAGGGGCAUGUGCAAGGUCAAUCUCUACAGCCCAACAGGACGGCAAGAGCAGGACCGGAAAGUGAUAUGCUUUGUUGAUGUGUCCACCCUGAAAAUGGAAGAUAAAGAUUUUAAGGAUGCUGCUGGUUCCAGUUCAGGUCAUUUAAGCCUGCAGAAUCUGAAAGAAAAAGAAAUUAUUGUGAUCAAGGAUACUGAGAAGCAACACCAGUCUAAGAUUGAGGGGUCAGUGUGCCUUUUCAGACAAACUCCUGAUCCUAUAAGUGUCUUCAGUUGGCUACUCAAUGAUCUUCAAAAGUACACCUUAGGUUUCCAACAUGCACUGAGCCCCUCAGUCUCUAGCUGUAAACAUAAAAUAGGAGAAACAGAGGGCGGAUUUCACAAACUGACCUCUGGGAACUGCUACAGUGUCUAUGCUGAUCAAAUGAACAUGGAUUUUGCGGCCAACGGACCUCAAAGCCUACACCUGGAAACGACAGCAGCCCAAAAUACCAACAAUAACCAGAGUCCUUCCACCCCGCCAGCCAAAUCUCUUAGCAAUCAAAGGGCAGUUAUCUCCCCUGAUGGAGAAUGUUCUAUGGAUGACUUUUCCUUCUAUGUCAACCGACUAUCUUCUCUGGUGAUCCAGAUGGCCCGUAAGGAAAUCAAAGACAGGUUGGAAGGUGGAAGCAAAUGUCUUCAUCAUUCAAUCUAUCCACCCUGUGGGGACAAAGGGAAAAGCAGCCCUCGCACUGCUCUGAGCCAGGUCGCUUCUGAAAUGGCCCAUGAUGCUGUGGAAGUGACCUCUGCAGAAAUGCGGGGCACUGGGGAGGAGUGUAGGGAUGGUGGCCGAAAAACCUUUCUGCAUAGUGAACUAUCCAACAAGAACAAAUGUGGAGACAGACAGAUGUCCCAAAGAGACAGCAAAGAAUUUGCAGAUUCGAUCAGCAAAGGACUCAUGGUUUAUGCAAAUCAAGUGGCAUAUGACAUGAUGGUCUCUGUGAUGAAGACCUUGAAAGUUCAUAGCUCUGGGAAGCCAAUUCCAGCUUGUGUGGUCCUGAAGAGGGUGCUGUUAAAACACACCAAGGAAAUUGUGUCUGAUUUGAUUGACUCCUGCAUGAAGAACUUACAUAACAUCACUGGAGUGCUGAUGACCGACUCAGACUUUGUUUCAGCUUUCAAGAGGAAUCUGUUCAACCAUGGAAAACAAAACGCUGCUGUUAUCAUGGAGGCUAUGCUGAAGCGUUUGAUCUGUGCUCUUCUUGGGGAAAAAAGGGAAACUAAGUCUCCGUGUGUGUCAUAUGCAUCCUUGAAAACUGGCUCCCAUGAUCCCAAGUGCAAGAACCAAAGUCUCGAAUUCUCAGCUAUGAAGGCCGAGAUGAAGGGGAAGGACAAAGGCAAAAUGAAACCAGAGGACUGCAAGACAUUGACCAACGCUGAGAAAGUCAGUGAACAUAUCCUCAAGGAGAGCCUGACAAUGUGGAACCAAAAGCAAGGCAGUCCAGGGAAGGUGGCUGGCAAAACAUGCGCCAAUAAGGAGGCAAAGAAAGAGAUCAGCGCUUCCACAGAGUCACUGGCAAAGGACUUGAUUGUCUCCGCCCUUAUGCUGAUCCAGUACCACCUGACCCAGCAGGCCAAGGGCAAAGAUGCAUUUGAAGACGGCUGUCCAGGUUCUACCACAAGCUAUACGACUCAGAAUGCCCAAUACGAAAAGUGCAGAGGUAGCCAAAGUGCCAAGGCACUUUCAAUGGAACAUCUAGAAUCUCGUGGAGCACCUGGACCAUCCACCUCUGCAAGGGACAAUCAACCCACGGACUCCCAGAAGCUGGAUAUGUCAAACAUCACUCUAUCACUGAUUCAAAAACUGCUUAGUGAGAGCCCCUUCAAUUGUGAAGAUCUAUGUGAAAGUGAGAACAAACGUUCUGAGCCCAAGACAAACAAAGGAGCCUCCGUGUCCAAGAAGCCUAAGAGAGGGGAAGAACAAUGCCAGGACAAUCGAGAAUUUGACUUUAUCAGUGGGAUGAAGCAAAUGAGCCAACAAUUUGUAGAUCAACUGGUAGAAUCUGUGAUGAAGCUGUGUCUUAUCAUGGCUAAGUAUAGUAACAACGGGGCAGCCCUCGCUGAGUUGGAAGAACAAGCAGCCUUGGCCAACAACCCCAAUUACCAGGCCAGCAGCCCCAGAUGUAGUCAUGAAGCUGGGAUGUCACAGAACUAUCAAGACUCUCCUGGACUUGAAGUCAUUGUCAAUAAUCAGUGCUCAACAAGUAGCUUGCAAAAGCAGCUCCAGGCUGUCCUGCAGUGGAUUGCAGCCUCACAAUUUAACAUACCCAUGCUCUACUUCAUGGGAGAUGAUGAUGGACAACUGGAGAAGCUUCCUGAAGUUUCAGCCAAGGCAGCAGAGAAGGGAUAUAGUGCAGGAGAUCUUCUUCAAGAGGUCAUGAAGUUCGCCAAGGAACAACAACUGGAUGAAGCCAUGGGAAACAUGGCUAGAAAACAACUGCUAGACUGGCUGCUCACUAACCUGUGAGCCAACAGUGCCUUCGCCUCCUCUCCAUUUACUCCCGGCCCCCAGCAGCAUUCUGUCCCAGCUGGAGCACCCCCUACCAUCAGGCCAGUGAACUGCAUGCCACAUGAUUGUAUUUCCCAAUACAUCUGAGCAGUUGCACUGUGCAAAUACAGGGUGUCCAACAAGCUGGGCAAAAACAUGAAUAAAAAAAAUUUAAAAAUG
Messenger RNA from Hippopotamus amphibius kiboko, 2852 nucleotides. It is a transcript of the gene AKAP4, whose product is annotated as A-kinase anchoring protein 4. The transcript has 6 exons. Gene Ontology annotation, biological process: intracellular protein localization. The record is from RefSeq and is a predicted model, not a curated record. Gene Ontology annotation, cellular component: sperm principal piece; sperm fibrous sheath; cytoplasm. Gene Ontology annotation, molecular function: protein kinase A binding. Bases 117 to 2651 code for a protein of 844 amino acids. NCBI's taxonomy places the organism in Eukaryota, Metazoa, Chordata, Mammalia, Artiodactyla, Hippopotamidae.